Lithohypha guttulata is the source of this 543-nucleotide messenger RNA. It is a transcript of the gene CBC2, whose product is annotated as nuclear cap binding complex subunit. NCBI's taxonomy places the organism in Eukaryota, Fungi, Ascomycota, Eurotiomycetes, Chaetothyriales, Trichomeriaceae. The record is from RefSeq and is a predicted model, not a curated record. Gene Ontology annotation, molecular function: RNA cap binding. Gene Ontology annotation, cellular component: nuclear cap binding complex. Gene Ontology annotation, biological process: mRNA cis splicing, via spliceosome. The transcript is spliced from 2 exons. Bases 1 to 543 code for a protein of 180 amino acids.
AUGACGACUGUAGAACGUCUCGACAGGCCAAGCGCCUAUCAUACCUCAAAGGCAGGAUCACUACCCAAAAACGUGCUGACACUAUCUAACAAUUUUCAGCAGAAGCGACGACGAUACAGCGACGAUCGAGGCAACGACAACAAACAAGUUGCGGAAGACGAGUCUCUGAAAGAUGCGACAACUCUCUACGUAGGCAAUCUGUCCUUCUACACCACCGAAGAACAAAUCCACGAGUUAUUCUCCAAAUGUGGUGAGAUCAAGCGCAUCGUCAUGGGUCUGGAUCGAUUCCAAAAGACGCCCUGUGGCUUCUGUUUCGUCGAGUAUUACACCCACCAAGACGCCCUCGAUUGCCUGAAAUACGUUGGAGGUACAAAGCUCGAUGAACGCCUGGUCCGAACCGACCUCGAUCCUGGGUUUGAAGAGGGCCGUCAAUAUGGACGAGGCAAAUCUGGUGGUCAAGUAAGAGAUGAGCACCGUGAAGAGUAUGAUCCUGGCCGAGGUGGUUAUGGCCGAGCCAUCGACAAAGAAGACCAAUACGAAUGA